CUCCGGCGACAUCAGCCUCCCGAUCCAUCCAUCGCCUUCCGCCUCCGUUUCUUGAGCAGCAGCAAGAGGUGGUGGUAUACAUGGAGGCAGCCAAGCUGAAGAUGGGACUAGGCAUGGACACCGCCGUCUCCCUCUCGCCUCUGCGUCACCCAUCAUCGUCGUCGGCAUGCAAGCUGGGCAUGGUUAGCAUUAGUCGCUCCACUGCAGCAAAUCCGCUGCUGCUCAAGCAGAGGAGCUGUAACAAUUCAACCCGGCCUAGCAGAUGGUCUCGUCUUCGCUCCUCCUCUGCUUCUAGCAGUGCCACGACCACGACGCCGCCGGCCCAGCAGCAGAAAGAGAAAGAGAAAGAGGAUGACCUCGUCUUCGUCGCCGGUGCCACCGGAAGAGUUGGCUCCCGAGCCGUAAGGGAGCUCAUCAAGCUUGGCUUCCGUGUCCGCGCUGCCGUCAGGAACGCCGAGAGGGCGUCGUCCCUUGUGCAGAGCGUCCAGCAACUGAAACUAGACGACGACGCAACUGCAACUUCACCCGCAGAGAAGCUUGAGAUUGUGGAGUGUGACCUGGAGGAGCAGCCACAACAAGGCAUCGUUUCAGCCAUAGGCAAUGCUGCAUUGGUGGUGUGCUCCAUUGGUGCAAGUGAGAAGGAGAUCUUUGAUGUGACAGGACCGUACCGAAUCGACUACAUGGCCAGCAACAACCUUGUACAAGCCGCAACUGCUGCAAAUGUUGAGCAUUUCAUCCUGGUUACAUCCCUGGGCACAAACAAGAUCGGCUUCCCUGCUUUCCUCUUGAACUUAUUUUGGGGGGUUCUGUGCUGGAAGAGACGAGCUGAAGAAGCACUGAUCGCCAGUGGCAUUCCCUACACGAUAAUAAGGCCCGGAGGAAUGGAGAGGCCAACGGAUGCUUUCAAGGAGACGCACAACCUGGUCGUGGCGGCGGAGGAUACCUACGUGGGUGGCCUGGUCUCCAACCUGCAGGUGGCCGAGCUGAUCGGAUGCAUGGCCAAGAACAGGAAGGCGGCCUACUGCAAGGUGGUGGAAGUGGUCGCCGAGACAACCGCGCCGCUGCUGCCCAUGGAACAGCUCCUCUCCACCAUUCCUUCCAAGAAGCAGGAACCCCCCGCUGAGGAGGUGGUGGACACAGCAGUAGAGUCAAAGCCAGAUCCUCCUGCAGCAUCGGCAACAGCGAAGACAGAGCGACCACUCUCACCCUACACGGCGUACGAGGGUUUGAAGCCACCAUCCUCCCCAUCCCCCAAACCGAGCAGGAGCAGCAGCAGCAGCGAUGAUGACGAGAAGCUCCAAGUAGAAGCUGCGCAUGUCGCCUCCUCACCAACCUCAAGCCGACCUCUCUCCCCUUACACCGCAUUCGUGGAUUUGAAGCCUCCGAGCUCGCCUUCUCCUUCGUCUUCUACGGUCACAGUCACAGGCACCAAUACCCCUGCUACUUCAUCGGUACUAUUGGACUCCAAUGCCAACGGCACCCCCAUCAACAGCAGCAGCAAUACGGCAAGCCCAUCGGAUCAACUGCAGGGGGAGAAGAAGCAGCAACAACAGCCACUUUCACCGUACACAAGCUACGAGGAGCUGAAGCCUCCAAGCUCACCAACCCCAUCGGCGCCCAAACUAUAGAGUUCAAGCUCCUGUUCUCCAUCGAUCGUUUGCGCCCAAACUAUGUAUGCUAUGCAUCUGAGUGUAAUUAACCAUGCGUGUACAUGGCAGCGAUUGCACGGCCGUAAUUUUUUUAGAUAAUAGGAGUUUUAUUUCAUCUAAGAAAAAAAUUGUCCCGGCCUACAUCAUAAGAUGUAUUCGGCCUCUUUUUUUUUUAAGAAAGGAGGCAGGAGCUCUGCCUUGUUAUUAGAGAAGGAGUAAAAAGGAUUAUAAAAGAAAAACCAAAAAACCAGGUUCAACAGGA
Phragmites australis (common reed) is the source of this 1911-nucleotide messenger RNA. Its product is annotated as protein TIC 62, chloroplastic. The record is from RefSeq and is a predicted model, not a curated record. NCBI's taxonomy places the organism in Eukaryota, Viridiplantae, Streptophyta, Magnoliopsida, Poales, Poaceae. Bases 81 to 1628 code for a protein of 515 amino acids. The transcript is spliced from 10 exons.